AUGCCCACAUCACCCCGCCUCACAGCCAUCGUCGCAGCAACGGUAGAGGGCGGUAUCGGACGCGACGGCGGCUUGCCGUGGCGUCUCCCCGGUGAGAUGAAGUACUUUGCACGAGUCACCACUGGCGAAGCAUCGACGCUGCCCACCGGAUCCCGCAACGCAGUCAUCAUGGGGCGCAAGACGUGGGACGGUAUUCCGCCCAAGUUCCGUCCCUUGAAGGACCGGCACAACCUCGUCGUGUCGCGCGCCGGCGUCGACGUCAGCAACAACACCAACACGACGGCCCACGGCUCGCUCGAGGACGCAAUCACGCUUCUGCCCGAGUCGACACACCGCGCGUUCCUCAUUGGCGGCGCCCAGCUGUACGACCAGGCUCUGCCCCGUUACUGUGACCGCGUGCUGCUCACGCGUGUGUUGGACAAGAUUGAGUGCGAUGCCUUUUUGGCCGACUUCACGUCGGACAAGAGCUGGAGGCAGGCCAGUCACAAGGACCUGUGUGAGUGGGUUGGGUGGGAGGUGCCCGAGGGCGAGGUGGAAGAGAAGGGCACAAAGUAUAGGUUUGAGAUGUGGGUGCGGGACUUGUAG
Molecule: messenger RNA, 585 nt
Organism: Apiotrichum porosum
Lineage: Eukaryota; Fungi; Basidiomycota; Tremellomycetes; Trichosporonales; Trichosporonaceae
Gene: DFR1
Product: dihydrofolate reductase
Exons: 2
Coding region: 1-585 (194 amino acids)
Biological process (GO): tetrahydrofolate biosynthetic process; glycine biosynthetic process; folic acid metabolic process
Cellular component (GO): mitochondrion
Molecular function (GO): NADP binding; dihydrofolate reductase activity
Source: RefSeq, a predicted model, not a curated record